Kwoniella shivajii is the source of this 852-nucleotide messenger RNA. RefSeq lists its product as uncharacterized. NCBI's taxonomy places the organism in Eukaryota, Fungi, Basidiomycota, Tremellomycetes, Tremellales, Cryptococcaceae. The record is from RefSeq and is a predicted model, not a curated record. Gene Ontology annotation, molecular function: DNA binding; zinc ion binding. The transcript is spliced from 13 exons. The coding region runs from base 1 to 852 and encodes 283 amino acids.
AUGCCAGCUUACAGAUUAGAGGUAGCUCCAUCAGCUAGAUCACAAUGUAAUGGUCCCAAGCCAUGUAACAAAACCAAAAUAGCUAAAGGCGAACUUCGACUUGGAGUUUAUGUAGAGAUACAAGGUAAUGGAAGUUUCAAAUGGAAACAUUGGGGAUGUGUAUCGGAAAAAGUCAUUAAGAAUAUGAAAACUGAUUUCGAGGAACCCUCAGAAUUGGACGGAUUCGAUGAGCUUCCUGAGGAGUAUCAAGCCAAAGUCACAAAAGCAUUCGAAGAAGGUCAUGUCGCCGAUGAAGAUAUCCCCGAGUCGGCCCGUAAACCACCUUCACCAGAGAAAGAGGAUGGUGAAGGAACCGAACCAUCUUCGAGUCCGGUGAAAAAGAAGAAGGCCACCCCGAAAAAGAAGAACGCUGCUGAUGAUGACGAUGAGGAGGAUAAGAAACCCAAAAAACCACGAGCGAAGAAGGCCAAGAAAGAUGAAGAAAGCGAUUUGUCGGAAGAGGAACCACCAAAGCCUAAGAAGACAAAAGCUAAAAAGGUCAAAGAAGAGGAAGAAAGCGAUUUGACUGAAGAGGAAGAGCAAAAACCCAAGAAAAAGGCUGCCGGCAGAAAAGUCAAGGCAGAACCUGCUCCAGAGGAAGAAGGCGUGAAACCCCGAAGUAAGAGAGCUGCUACUAAGAAAGCUAUAGUCGAAUCUGAUGAAGAGGAAGAGAAGCCUAAAUCAAAGGCAUCUGGGAACAAGCGAUCUAAGAAGGUCAAGGAAGAAUCGGAAGAUGAGGAAGAAGUGAAGCCUCCAAGUAAGAAAGCCAGGAAGCCGAAAUCGAAAGCCCAGCAGGCCGAAGACAGCGAAUAG